AAAAAUCGAAGAAAAUUUCAACAAUUGCAAAAAAUUUAUAUUUUGUACAUGUUUCCAUAGAAUAAUGACGAAUAAAACUGAAGCCCCUAUUAGCAAAGUUAGUAAACCUUAUGGUGAAAUAGUUUUAACGUUAGAAAAUUGUCUUCUUCCUGAAGAAAAGUUACUACAAACUCCUUCCAAAGCAGAUGGCUUAGAUGAAGAAAUUGAAAAAGAUCUCAGAAUAUUAGGAUGCGAACUUAUACAAUCAGCUGGAAUAUUAUUAAAAUUACCUCAAGUAGCAAUGGCUACAGGGCAGGUUCUAUUUCAACGAUUUUAUUAUUCCAAAUCUUUCGUAAGGCAUUCAAUGGAAACUACUGCCAUGGCUUGUAUAUGCUUAGCGUCCAAAAUUGAAGAAGCUCCAAGAAGAAUACGUGAUGUAAUAAAUGUUUUUCACCAUCUGAAGCAGUUAAAGGAUGAGAAGCCCAUAGAGACGUUAAUCCUCGAUCAACAAUACAUAGACCUCAAAAAUCAGGUAAUAAAAUCUGAAAGACGUGUUUUAAAAGAAUUGGGAUUUUGUGUGCAUGUAAAGCAUCCACAUAAAUUAAUAGUUAUGUUUCUCCAAGUUUUAUGCUAUGAAAAAAAUGAAAAGUUAAUGCAAUUAUCUUGGAAUUAUAUGAAUGAUUCUCUCCGAACAGAUGUUUUUAUGCGACACAAUCCUGAGACCGUCGCUUGUGCUUGUAUCUAUAUGACUGCCAGAGAACUCAAUAUUAAUUUACCAAAGUCUCCAGAUUGGUUCUCAAUAUUUAAUGUUAGUAAAGCGGAUAUACAUGAUGUAUGUUAUUCAGUUCUAAAUUUAUAUUCUAGACCAAAGCCAGAUGCUGAUUCUCUUGAAAAAGCUGUCAGUGUGUUGCGCAAGCAUUAUCAGGAUGAGCGGGCUAAAGCUCGGAAUGCUUCUUCCAAUAAUAAUAGUCCCAAAGCUGAUUCCCCACAUUCACCCCAGAAAGAAAAAACGACAGGAGGGUCUCAUAAUGCUUGGGGUGGUUUUAUUAGUAGAUCUGGUUCACAUGUUAUUCAUGAGAAAUCUAAAGUUAAAAGUGAUUCACCACAUAGUCCUGGUAAAAAUAGUAAAAAGUUGCGUUCAAGAUCACGCUCAAGAUCAAAAACUCCUUUGUCGCCAAGAAACAGAUCUCCAACAGAGAGGCAUAAAAGUAAAAAGGCCCAUAAGCGUCGAAGUCGUUCAGUGUCACCAUAUUCUCCAGGUAAAUCUACCAUCAAAAAAAUAAGGAACAAAUCUAGGUACAGAUCUAGGUCCAAAUCUCCAGAAUGGAAAUCUAGUGUUGAUGGUAAAUCUGAUAGGAAAAGCAAUAGCAAAAGAACUGAGCGUCAUAGAGAGGCAAUUGAUGAUGAGCCUUCUGAAAAAAAUGUGAAAAUUGAAAGGUACGAAAGAUACAGCGAUAGGGAAAGGGAGAGAGACCGGGAUAAACAUGCCAGAUAUUCUGAUAAGGGUAGUGAUGAUUCCCGUAGUAGGAGUAAAUAUCAGCGUUCAGAAGACAGAUCACGGGAUAGGUCCAGGGAUAGAAGACGAUGAGAAAUUUUUGUAAAUUUGAACUUAAUAUGUCAUUGAUAAAGUAAAAGAAAAAUGUACAUUGUUUUAAAGAAUAACUGUUAACUUCUAAUCAAUGAUUUAUUACAGAUGGAGGAUUUAUUUUUUACUGAAUUCAAUACCAACUUGUACUUUUUAAUGAGAAAAUAAACACAUUUCAUCUAAACUGAAA
Molecule: messenger RNA, 1754 nt
Organism: Ctenocephalides felis (cat flea)
Lineage: Eukaryota; Metazoa; Arthropoda; Insecta; Siphonaptera; Pulicidae
Product: cyclin-L1
Exons: 1
Coding region: 65-1567 (500 amino acids)
Biological process (GO): regulation of transcription by RNA polymerase II
Cellular component (GO): nucleus
Molecular function (GO): cyclin-dependent protein serine/threonine kinase regulator activity
Source: RefSeq, a predicted model, not a curated record